AUGACGACAACUAGCAAUGAAGCGCUUGUCAUCAUGAUCGAGAAACUGCAGCAACAAAUGCAUGAGAUGGUACUUCAGCACGAGCUUGCAACACCAUCCGCAAACGACGUAAGUAUGCGCUUAGUACCAUCGUUGCCAAAACAGCCGACGGUUAAAAACGUGAAGUAUCGUUUCUUUGACGGCAUCGAAGUAUACCCCAGCCUGGGUGCAGGUUUCGAGUUCUUCCUAAAAGAUGUAGACUCCGAGGUCCGUGCGGCACGUAUGAAACAGUUUGAGAGUAGUAAGCGUGGGUGGGGCGCUGCUGCAAUUCGCUCUAGGUUGUACGCACGCAGGGUGCAGAACGUCGCCAAGUCCACAUUCCGACAGACGUCCCAGCAGCAAUCUCCAAUACAGUCACAUGAAUCAAACUUCCCGAUGUCGGGAAAUUUGACUCCGUUGCGUUUGCAGGUGGUGGUCUUCUUGAUCGCGGCCGGCCAUGGCUGUUCUUCCUGA
Phytophthora nicotianae INRA-310 is the source of this 492-nucleotide messenger RNA. RefSeq lists its product as hypothetical. The transcript is spliced from 2 exons. Bases 1 to 492 code for a protein of 163 amino acids. The record is from RefSeq and is a predicted model, not a curated record. Lineage: Eukaryota; Oomycota; Peronosporomycetes; Peronosporales; Peronosporaceae.